AUGUAUUUGGUACAUUUAAACAAGCAACAAAUUAUCUAUCCAUUUAAAACAAAUUGUUACAUUUAUUUCAAAAAAUUACCAAUAAUAUUAAUGAUACAUAUCAUUUACAUGUCAAUAUGGAAUAUAAACACGGUCAGAUGUAGUAGCAGUAGUAGUAGUAGUAGUAGUAGUAAUCAUGAAAGAGGAAUAAAAAAAUUACGUUUACAAAGUUUAGAUAUUGAAUCUUGUCUACCCAUUGGUGAUUCAUUCUGUACUGAAAAAGUUCCAAAUAGUUUUUGUUCAAUUGAAAAAAAUGAAUGUUUCUGUAAAUAUGGUCAUUAUCUCAUUCAAGAAGAUGAUGGUUUCAUGUGUAAAACAUUACUGACCAAUGAAAAAUGUCAAUUGGACAGUGAUUGUAUCUAUGUAAAGCAUAGUAUUUGUCAUCCUGGUGCAGGUGCAUGUAUCUGUCCGUCUGGAACUAUCUACGUACCGGAAGAACAUGCAUGUAGAUUUCAGAUUAAAACAGUUACAAAUGACUUCUGUCAGACAUGUAAACAUUUUCAUGGAUUAUGUUACAGAUAUGAACAUGAUGAUCAGGAAUAUAGUGAAUUUAAAGAAAGAAAUCAUUAUGGAUGUAAAUGCCCAUACAAUACAGUUUCAAUCAAUACUAACAUCCUGUGGAAUAAAUCUUAUAUCUAUCAAUCUCAAACAUUAGUACCUACUGAUCGUAUAAAAUUACUAGACAGUAUGAAUGAAAAUCAAAAGGAUGGCAUCUGCCGUGGUUUAUUGGUUGACAUUGGCAUGUUCUGUAACCAGAUUGAUAUGUUAUGCAGAUCAUCAAAUGCAUUUUGUUCAAAUGGUAAAAUGAUCAAUAAUGUUUACAUAUCACCUCAAUGUGUUUGCCGAGAUGGAUAUUUACCAGUUUAUCAGGACUAUUUAGAUUAUCAUGAAUGUAAUUUUUCUGGUACUCAACAAAACUUCACAAUAUAUUUGAAUUUUUCUACGGAAUAUCAAUCUUCUAUUUUCCUGACAAACGAUACAACACAUUGGAUUAUAUUUAUGUCAAAUCAACUAAGCUCAGUCUAUCCACGUGAUAAUUGUCUUUUAAAAAAACAUAAAGAUGGAAUUUGGCGUAAAAUGUUGAAUUUUUCAGAGAAACAUGAUAUUUUGACGGAUUGUGCAUUGAUUCAAAUUCAUCAUCAAAAGAGAGAAUUAACUUUCAAAACGUAUAUUAUUGUUUUAUAUCAAUCAAUAUUUGAUUUUACAAUUAAACACAAACAAUACUACGCUUCAUUCACAUUAAAUUGGAAUAAAGUAAAUGUUACUUUUUAUGCAACUGAAAUUCAAAUGAUUAAUAUUAACAACGAAAAAAGGGAUAAUUCAGAAAUUUUGAAGAAACUUCAUCAAAAUUUAAAAUUCACAUCAACAAACAAUGAAUUGAAUAGUGAAAAUUCACAAACUAUGCUAAAUACAAAACAAUUUGUUGUAAAUUUACGCAUAGAUUAUUCUCAUCAAAAUAGUAAUUGUCUGUUAGAUUCAAAUCAAUUCAGUAAAGAGAUUAAAUUUCAUUCAAAUCAUUUAUCAACAUUUGGAAAUUUUGACAUACUACUAAAUAAUUCAAUCAAUAGUAUAAAUAAUUUAUUGAAAAAUAUGACAGAUCUCAAUUCAUCUCAACAAAAGGAUUGGCAUUUUCAUGAAAAUUUUACAAUUUUAUCAGAAUUGCAUAUAAAUUGUGUAUUUCGUGUUUGUCAACACAAUAAAUGGUGUACAUGGCCUUCUUGCGAUAAUACAAAUCAGUUGGAUUAUAAUCUACCUCAACCGAAUAUAUUGCCAAGUUAUACCUCCUAUCCAUCAAUAUUAACAUUAACAAAAUCAUUGAAAAUUGAAAUUCCCAACUUGAAUUCAACAUCACCACUAGAAGAUAUAUUUCACCAUUCUUUGGUAUUUACACAGAAUAAAAGUACCGAUUCAAAUUGUGAACCAAAUACUAUCCAUGUCAAAUUUUUUACAACUUUCAUAAUUUUUAUCAUUUUUUUAAUAAGUGGAAUUAGUUUGAUAAUCUUCUAUUGCCAAUUUAAUUGUGUCAUCUAUCAAACACCCUGUAACUGGUGUUAUCGACAAUUAUUCACGCAUCGAUCUAACCAUAAAAAAUAUAGUGACAAUAAAUUUAUUCAUGAUCAAAUUACUACUUACAAUUUAUGUAGUAGUAAUCCUUUGAAUACUAAAAUGUCACAACCUGUUAUUUAUGAAACAGAUAGCUUAAAUCAUUCCAAGUUUGUAAAUACACCUUAUAAUCCUAUGAAUCAUUUGUAUCAAACACAUUCACAACAAAAUCAUCAUUGCUCUCAAUUACAUUCUAUUCAAUUAGAUUAUUUAAUUAAAAAUCAAACUGAUAUGCUGCAUGAUAAAAAUGAUCAUUUUUAUAAAGAUACUACUGAUUUUCAAAACCCGUAUAAUAAUAAUAAUCAGAAGAAUAUUGAAACAUGGGAUAAUAUGAUUCCAGUUUAUUAUAACCGAAAUUCAAAUUCAAAUGACAAAGAAUUUGAACAUUGUUCGUUUGAAUCCGAUAAAACUUAUCCAAAUCAUAUUCAUCCGUUUGAUUUCAAUGAAAUACACGCAAACAAAUCAUUAUCGUUAACUUCUCAUACACAACAAGAUAAUAUUUUCAUGCCUUCUUGUUUACAUAAUCAAACUUUAGGCUUUCUUCAGCCUAAUUGGUAUCAUAAUAUUGAAAAAUAUGAAACAACUUUGAAUUCUAUGCACCGUAAUCAUUAUCAAUGUCUCAAUAAUAAUUUUUAUAAUUCACCAAAUUUUGUUACAGUUAAAAAUGAUUUAUUUUUAAAGAACAAAAAAUCCUAUGUUCAAAAGUGA
Molecule: messenger RNA, 2850 nt
Organism: Schistosoma turkestanicum
Lineage: Eukaryota; Metazoa; Platyhelminthes; Trematoda; Strigeidida; Schistosomatidae
Source: the annotation of a GenBank genome assembly